Messenger RNA from Cicer arietinum (chickpea), 1922 nucleotides. Its product is annotated as calcium uptake protein, mitochondrial-like. Gene Ontology annotation, biological process: calcium import into the mitochondrion; mitochondrial calcium ion homeostasis. Gene Ontology annotation, molecular function: calcium ion binding. Gene Ontology annotation, cellular component: uniplex complex. The record is from RefSeq and is a predicted model, not a curated record. NCBI's taxonomy places the organism in Eukaryota, Viridiplantae, Streptophyta, Magnoliopsida, Fabales, Fabaceae.
AAAUAAACUUGGUAAGUUACAAUCUGAGUAAAAGGAUAAAGUCCACAUAUUUCCCGUUGAAUCCGUUGAUAACAUAUCUCAAUCAAUGUAUGAAUAAUCACUCCAAUCUUUUCUCUUUACAACCUCAAUUUUCAAUAUUUGUAUAGUUUUGAAACUCAACUCAACCUUAUAGCAUGUUUUCUUGGGGCAGAAUAUUCCAACUGUCUCUACGACGUAACAUAAGACCGUUGUGUACCCAAUCACAACGCUCCACCUCUUUUCGUUGGUCCAGACACGGUGGUACAGACUUUGACUCUUUUCUUAGAUCAAUAACUUCUGGGGUUGUUCUUGUGGGCUCCACAUUAGGCUUUUGGUAUUGCUCAUCUUUAUCUUCUCAAAAUGCAAAUUCUCUUCUUUCAUUCGCUGAUUAUGACACUCAGGAUCACUCUCAACCAAACGAUGAAAACAAAUCCAAAUUCCUCUUCAAUGAUAGUUAUAGAAGAAGAGUAUUCUUCAAUUAUGAAAAACGUAUUCGCUUGCAGAGUCCUCCAGAAAAGGUUUUCGAUUACUUUGCGUCGAUUCGAACCCCUGGUGGUGAGAUUUUUAUGACACCUGCAGAUUUGAUGCGUGCUGUUGUUCCUGUCUUUCCUCCUUCUGAAUCACACCGUGUUAGAGAAGGUUCUCUAAGAGGGGAUCAGGUUCCUGGUGCAUUACAAUGUGAUCCUUCUGAGUUCUUUAUGCUCUUUGACACAAACAAUGAUGGACUCAUUUCUUUUGCUGAGUACAUAUUCUUUGUUACUCUCCUCAGCAUACCAGAAUCCAGCUUUUCAGUGGCUUUUAAAAUGUUUGAUAUUGACAAUAACGGGGAAAUAGACAAAGAAGAAUUCAAGAAAGUGAUGGCGUUGAUGCGAUCUCAAAACCGACAAGGGGCUAACCACAGAGAUGGACGUCGCCUUGGCGUCAAAACUUCAAUAGAAAACGGUGGUCUCUUGGAGCAUUUUUUUGGAAAAGAUGGAAAUACUUGCUUACAACAUGAAAAGUUUGUCCAAUUCUUAAGACAACUGCAUGAUGAGAUCUUGAGAUUAGAGUAUUCUCAUUAUGAUUACAAUAAAAGAGGAACCAUAUCAGCCAAAGAUUUUGCCCUGUCCUUGGUUGCAUCUGCAGACAUCAAUCACAUAAAUAAACUGCUCGAUAGGGUCGACGAAUUAGACAAUGAUCCGCACAUAACAGGCAUAAGAAUUACGUUCGAGGAGUUCAAAGCUUUCGCAGAGUUGCGCAGGAAGUUGCAGUCAUUCUCUCUGGCCAUAUUCAGUUAUGGAAAAGUUAAUGGAGUGUUGACAAAAAAUGAUUUUCAAAGAGCAGCAUCUCAAGUAUGUGGCAUCAAUGUUACAGAUGAAGUGCUCGACAUUAUUUUUCAUGUGUUUGAUGCGAACCGUGAUGGGAGCUUAAGUGCAAGCGAAUUUAUUCGAGUUAUACAAAGAAGAGAAAACAGUGCAUCGCGUUUCGGCUUUGGGAGUGUGAUGUCAUGCUGGUUGAACUGUGUAACUAGUAACUGUUCAUCAGCUAAGCUUCAAAUAUGAUUGGAUGCGUACAUGAGGAUCCAUUUUCACCUCUCAGGAACUAAAAGAAAGGUGGGAUAUGCAUUUUGGUUUUACAGUCAUGGACAAAUUCAACCAUAUGCAGCGUCAAGUUAGGGAAACUGGUUGAAGGUUCAAUCCUGUAUCAAUGGAGAUUUACAAUGACACUGUCAAACCAUGAUUACAUGGCUUCUGUCUGCUCAGAAUGCACAGAUUUCAAGUCUUCAUGUUUUGAUACUUGUACAUACAGACUUUUGCUUCUCUUAGCUUUUGUUUCUAUUUGGUCAUCUUACCCUAGCGUUAAUGCUUGUAAUAUAAAGGUUUAACCUACAAUGACUAGAUCAGUUAUCGAGAGUUUGACUACAA